Molecule: messenger RNA, 861 nt
Organism: Naumovozyma castellii
Lineage: Eukaryota; Fungi; Ascomycota; Saccharomycetes; Saccharomycetales; Saccharomycetaceae
Gene: VPS29
Product: retromer subunit VPS29
Exons: 2
Coding region: 1-861 (286 amino acids)
Source: RefSeq, a predicted model, not a curated record
AUGCUCCUUCUAGCUCUAGGUGACGCACAUAUUCCAGAUCGCGCAAUCGUUAUAUUACUAGGAAACUGUACGAGAUCUUUAGAAUUUCUAGAAUUUGUUCAACAAAUAUCAUCAAAUAUUACAGUUGUUCGAGGAGAAUUUGAUAGCAGCCAUUUCCCUACACUCCCCUCAAAUCAUGAAAAGAAAUCAAUCAGGGAAGAAAUUCCUAUGAAUACAAUUAUUAGGCAAGGUGACUUUAAGAUAGGUUGCUGCAGUGGGUAUGCGGUGGUUCCUAAGAACGAUCCUUUAUCUCUAUUGGCUUUAGCAAGGCAAUUAGAUGUAGAUAUAUUACUAUGGAGCGGAACCCACAAUGUCGAAGCUUAUACGCUAGAAGGAAAGUUCUUUGUAAAUCCUGGUAGCUGUACUGGGGCUUUUAAUGUAGAUUGGCCAAUUGAAAAGGAUCUAGUGAGUGUUGCUAAUGAUCAAGAAGUUGAACCGAACAAUAAGCAAUCAAUUAAUGACGAAACUGCUGAUGUUGAAGAAAAUAAUAACGAACAAACUGAGAUGAAACAAGAUACAUCUGCCUCAAAUGAGGAGAAGAACUCAACUUCCGAUAAUGAUUCCGUUAAGGAUGAAAGCAAAGAAAAGUCAAACGAGGAGAGUCCGAAAGAGGAAGAUGUCAAUACAGAACCAGCAACCGCCAAAAAAGAAGUGGCUGAAUUAAAAGAGGAAGAUAUAGAUAUAUCAGAUGCCGAACUGAAUGGAUCAAAUGUUCCUAGUUUUUGCCUUCUCGAUGUGCAGGGUCCUACUUGUACCCUCUAUAUCUACAUAUACGUAGAUGGCGAAGUGAAAGUAGAUAAAGUCGUAUUUGAGAAAAAUUAG